GGACUGUUAUUGGCGUGAGGUCAACUUCCGGCUUUCAAAAAAAAAAAAAAAAGAUAACAGAUCUUAUUCCGACGGUGUUUAAAUUAAAGGUGGAGGAGCCAUGCCUUUCCUUCAUGGGUUUCGAAGGAUUAUUUACGAAUAUCAACCGCUUGUAAAUGCUGUCAUGCGGAUUGUUGGACUCGACGAAGAAGAUGGCAGUCAAGACAACAGAAGUCCUGAGGUUGAGUCCAGUCGGUGUAGCUCGUUAGUGGAGUUUCUGGAGCAGGAGGCCCAGUCUGACGUGUUUGUGGAAGGCAUCAGCUACGCCCUGUUUAAACUGGCAGAGCGGGGACUAGUGUACGCGGCCAAGAUCCUCCUGCGAUAUGGAGCUGAUAUAAACUUUGAAGACCCGGUGUCGUACUACAACCCACUACAUAUAGCUGUGUUAAGGAACAGGCCACAUAUGGUGAGGCUGCUUGUUGGGCACGGAGCUGACAUCGAAAAACGGGACAGGAUUCAUGAGAGCAGUCCUUUGGACCUUGCCGGUGAGGAGUCAGAAAGACUGCCCUGUCUGCUCACCCUGCUGGACCUGGGUGCUGACGUGAAUGCCAGAGACAAACAUGGGAAGACACCUUUGCUCCACGCAUUAGCAAGCAGUGAUGGACUGACAGUCCACAACACGGAGAACAUCCGGCUUCUACUUGAAAGAGGUGCUGAUGUGAAAGCUUCAACAGUAGACGGUGAAACGGUCGAGUCGUCGUUGGUGUUUCUGGUAAAGGAGGCUCUGGAGGCCAGUGUGGAGGAUGCCGCUGAGAUUGGGAACUUCUGCUUGAAAACCACCCACCUUCUGCUGGCUCACGGUGUGGACCCCAGCUGCUGUCUGAAUGAGGAUGGGGAGCCCUCUCUGACUCAGACGAGCUUGGAGCACUUCGACCUGCUCUUCCCUCUGGCUGUGCUCCUAAUCCAGAGCGGGGCCUCUUUGGUUUGCUCCCAUCACAGUUACUCCUGUUGGUCAGGUUACAGCCUCCUCUUCCAGAGGCUCCAAACAGCCCUGCAGCAGUGCUCGGAUCAGGCUCGUGCCUCUGAGCUCCAGGAGCAAGCUGAGCUGUUGCUGGACUUAGCGAGGGUAAAUUUCCCCACAUUGCAGCUCUCUCCUCGGCUGGAGCUUCCUGCACCUGCCCACGACUCUCGCACUUAUGCUCAGGCUCUUGUGGACCUGCACAGUCGUGUAGUGGCACGUGAAGCAAGCCCGCCACCUCUACGUUGUCUUUGUAGGGCUUUUAUAAGAAGUCACCUACAGCCCUGGCCUCUGGAAAACAAAGUCAAAUCAUUACCUUUACCCGACAGGCUGAAAGACUUUCUUCUUCCCGAGACCACAUACACCCCGAGGCCUGGCUGGGACUGCUUCAAGCCGCAGCAGAGCCAGCAGUAAUAUUCCCCCACUGCCUAGUUUUUCUUUUGUCUAAAAUCUG
Molecule: messenger RNA, 1451 nt
Organism: Nematolebias whitei (Rio pearlfish)
Lineage: Eukaryota; Metazoa; Chordata; Actinopteri; Cyprinodontiformes; Rivulidae
Gene: asb6
Product: ankyrin repeat and SOCS box containing 6
Exons: 7
Coding region: 101-1411 (436 amino acids)
Biological process (GO): protein ubiquitination; intracellular signal transduction
Cellular component (GO): BRCA1-BARD1 complex
Molecular function (GO): protein binding
Source: RefSeq, a predicted model, not a curated record